GGGAAAACUGUGAAAGGAGAAGGGGGAGCUCGAGGGUGAAGAGGGGAAGAGAGGAGGGGACGACGCGGCUGGGUCCUUCCCGCCGUCACCGUUGUCGUUGAGGCGCCGGAGGAGAGAGAGAUUUGCUUUGCAGAGGCGUUGAGGGAGAGAGGGAGCCGCGCUCUGCUGCCGAUCCGCCACCGAACUGCCGCACGCGGGGAGCCAUUGCCAUCGCGAGCUGUAGCGCCGCACAGUCUAGCCACCGUGACCUCCGUAGAGCCACCGUCGUUGCGCUGUUCCGCCGUCACCGUUGUUGUCCUAGAGCUCGUCGUCGUCAUUGAGCAGGACGGAGAUGAGAGAGAGCGCGAGCGAGAGAACAGAGAGUCUUAUUGAAGACCUCCCUUUGAAGGUGUCAAGUGUACAACCUUUAGACUCUGCUUCUAAUGAAAAUUUUGAAUCUCUGAGACUUAAUAAGUAUGUUCCAUCGUGCAUUCAACCUCUGGAAGUCAUGAUUCAGGUUCUUGCUUUCAAUGGUAAGCCUGUGAAGAAUCUGAAGGGCUUGGCCACCAUGGUUGAGAACUAUGAUGAUGAGUUUUUAAAGUUUGAUCUAGAAUACCAACAGGAUGUGACAGCAACUAAAAGAAAUGAAUUUGAGGAUUAUUUGAAGCGAGAGUUGCUCAUGGGAAUAUAUGAGAAGGGUUUUGAAAGGCCUUCUCCUAUCCAAGAAGAAAGCAUUCCAAUUGCUCUUACUGGUAGUGACAUUCUCAGAUAUCCAAUAAUAAUAAAUGACACUUUAUUUUACAAAAAUUUAUCUAUUAUUAUUAUUAUUAUUAUUAUUAUCAAUUCUAAUAAGUUAAGAUUUUGUAUGAAUUAA
This is a messenger RNA of Arachis ipaensis, 853 nucleotides long. Lineage: Eukaryota; Viridiplantae; Streptophyta; Magnoliopsida; Fabales; Fabaceae. The record is from RefSeq and is a predicted model, not a curated record.